UCUCCCUUUGUUAACUUGAUCGGAGUAUUUAUUUAUCCGCUCUGCAAGGCUAUCACCAUUAAAAACAUACUGUUGGGGUCACUAAUCUCAUUGAUAAGUAUAUAAGAUAGCAGAUAAAGAGCAACGACUGUUUAAUUUGGAUAAACAGGCAGUUCCGACUUUUUGACUAUUUCAGUGUUUAGUUUAGUUUGGUUUAUUUUAUUAAUUUUAAGAACAAUUUAAUAUGGAUGAGAAGUCCUAUGAAUGUGAUGUAUGUGGGUUAGGGUUCAAACAAAGUGGAAAUUUAUAUGCACACAAAAGAACACAUACUGGUGAAAAACCAUACACGUGUGAUGUGUGUGAUAAAGGGUUUAGUCAGCGGAGUAAUCUACAGAGACACACAAAAACACAUAGUGACGACAAGCCUUAUACGUGUGAUGAAUGUGGUAAACAAUUCAUCCAAAGUGUCCAUUUAGAAGUCCACAUCAGGUUACAUUCUGGUGAAAAACCUUAUCAGUGUGAAGUUUGCAGCAAAGGAUUUUGUCGAAAUGGCGACUUGACGAUACACAUGAGAACACACGGUACAGAAAAAGCACGGACAAUCAUAUGUGAAAUUUGCGGGAAAGAAUGCAGUCGAAAAGACGUCCUACAGAAACAUAUGAGAACACAUACCGGUGAAAAACCAUUCAUGUGUGUACGAUGCGGUAAAGAAUUCAAUCAGCGUGGAAACUUAAAAGCUCACAUGAGUCAACAUACCGGUGAGAAACCGUAUGCGUGUGCAAUAUGCGGUAAAAGCUUUUAUCUUAACUGCAUCUUGACAAAACAUAUGAAAAAACACAGCGACGAAAAACCUUACGAGUGUGACGUUUGUGGUAAAGGCUUUAAGGAGAACUGGAAUCUACAGAAACAUGUUAAAAUACAUACUGAUGAACCGGUAGAUAAACAUGUAGAAAUAUAUGCCGAGGAACCAAUAGAAAAACUUGUUAAAAUACAUACCAAUGAACUGGUAGAAAAACACAUCAGCGAAAUGCACAUGAUUGAUCCUCAGUAGAGUUCAAUGUUAUAGAGUUUUGAUAUAUUUACCGGGCGUGGACUAUUAUACUUCCUUAUUCCAGAAAUCACGUUAAAAACACUCACUCAGGAAUAAUUUAAGAUGACUGCACCAUGUGCACCCAUGGAAUAUUGUUUAAAUCAUGUCAAAUAACCUCAUUGAAUCUAUAUUAGUAAAUUUAUGUUUGGAAUAAUCUAACACGACUGCACACAGGGAAAGAUCGUUCAAAUCGCGUUAAAUUCCCUCAUGAAAUCCACACUUGUGAGUGUAUGUUUGGAAUAGUUUAAGAUGACUGCACCAUGGGAAAGAUUGUUUAAAUCAUGUUAAAUAACCUCAUUGAAUCACUUGUAAACUUAUGCUUGGAAUAAACUAACAUGACUGCACAGGGAAAGAUUGUUUAUAUCAUAUUAAACACCUAAGUUACCACAUGGAACACACAAUGGUUAACUUAUG
Messenger RNA from Mytilus trossulus (common blue mussel), 1483 nucleotides. Its product is annotated as zinc finger protein 239-like. The record is from RefSeq and is a predicted model, not a curated record. The transcript has 2 exons. Gene Ontology annotation, molecular function: RNA polymerase II cis-regulatory region sequence-specific DNA binding; DNA-binding transcription factor activity, RNA polymerase II-specific. NCBI's taxonomy places the organism in Eukaryota, Metazoa, Mollusca, Bivalvia, Mytilida, Mytilidae. Gene Ontology annotation, biological process: regulation of transcription by RNA polymerase II. The coding region runs from base 224 to 1030 and encodes 268 amino acids.